Oncorhynchus tshawytscha (Chinook salmon) is the source of this 1992-nucleotide messenger RNA. RefSeq names its product sperm-associated antigen 1A-like. The annotation marks the transcript as partial. Gene Ontology annotation, molecular function: heat shock protein binding. The transcript has 18 exons. Lineage: Eukaryota; Metazoa; Chordata; Actinopteri; Salmoniformes; Salmonidae. The record is from RefSeq and is a predicted model, not a curated record. Gene Ontology annotation, cellular component: cytosol; mitochondrion.
GGAUCCCCCUGCAAUUGUAAACUCUAGACAUCCAAAAAUCAGGAGCAAAAUGGAUACAACAGCGUUGACUGAACAGGAGAAAGUCCUCGUUGCCAACCGUGAGAAGGAUAAAGGCAACGAGGCCUUCAAGGCCAACGACUAUGAGGAAGCUGUGGUGUAUUAUACAAGGAGUCUGUCAGUGGUACCAACCGUAGCCGGCUACAACAACAGAGCCCAGUCAGAGAUCAAACUGCAACACUGGCACAAUGCCCUGAACGACUGUCAGAAGGUACUGGAAAUGGAACCAGACAAUAUGAAAGCUCUCCUCCGCAGGGCCACAGUGCUGAAACAACAGGGGAACUAUCAGAGGGCGGCUGAAGACCUGAGGAACGUCCUGCAGACCGAACCACAGAACAUCACUGCUACUAAACUUCUGGUUGAGGUGGAUAAGAAACUAAUCCAGUGUCAACCGGAGACGGCACGUAAAAGCAAGAAGAUCCUGAUUCAGGAAGUGGAGGAGGAUGAGACACGGGAAGAGCAGAGAGCUUGUCCGGUUGAGCCUAGCGAGGCAGUGGGAGGGGAGAGUGCUGCUCCUGCCGAGAGGGGAGACAUGGGAAAUGCUCAGAAGAAGCCCCACGGCAGAGGAGGGGAAGGGGGCCCCAGCCCGCAUACAGACCACAAUUCACACGGAAGCCACUGGAAAAACCGGGGAGGAAUUGCAGAGAAGUACAAGGUGAACCAACAGGAUUCGACGUCGGACAAGGGUCUGUGGAACGGAGCUCAGGGCUCUGGCAGGAGGGACUCUAAGGGAGCCAGGCCGGUCGGGGGAGACGGAAGCAACCUCGACGCCCCUUGUGGGGCCCUGCCCCCGCCGCUGGCCCGGCUCAAGAACGAGGGAAACCUGUUCUUUAAGAAUGGACAGUUUGCUGAUGCGCUGGACAAAUAUUCACAGGCCAUCACGGGCUUCACAGACUCAGGAUUGGACAGUCCUGAGGACCUGUGUGAUAAUGUCUCUGUGUCUGGAUUGGACAGCCCUGAGGACCUGUGUAAUAAUGUCUCUGUGUCUGGAUUGGACAGUCCUGAGGACAGUCCUGAGGACCUGUGUAAUAAUGUCUCUGUGUCUGGAUUGGACAGUCCUGAGGACCUGUGUAAUAAUGUCUCUGUGUCUGGAUUGGACAGCCCUGAGGACCUGUGUAAUAAUGUCUCUGUGUCUGGAUUGGACAGCCCUGAGGACCUGUGUAAUAAUGUCUCUGUGUCUGGAUUGGACAGCCCUGAGGACCUGUCCUGCAGGUCCUUGGAGCUGCAGCCCUUCUCCCUCAAGCCCCUCCUACGCAGAGCCAUGGCUUAUGAGACUAUGGAGCGGUACCGACAGGCCUACGUGGAUUACAAGACCGUGCUGCAGAUAGAUAUCAGCGUGCAGGCUGCACAUGACAGUGUUAACAGGAUCACGCGGUUACUGAUAGAGCAGGACGGAGAACAGUGGAGAGAGAAACUACCUGAGAUCCCUCUGGUCCCACUAUCAGCUCAGCAGCACCGCAGGGAGGAACCACCCAGCGCUGAGGUCCUACAGGCCAGAGCAGAGAAGGCCAAGCAGCACGCAGCUCAAAAAACAGAAGUCUGUUUCAAUUCGCUGAAACAAGAAGGAAAUGAGUUUGUGAAGAAAGGUCUGUUCCAGGAGGCUCUGAGGACGUACAGCGAAUGCCUUAAGCUGAAGCCAGAGGAAUGUCCCAUUUACACCAACCGAGCGCUGUGCUUCCUGAAGCUAGAUAUGUUUGCUGAAGCCAAGCAGGACUGUGACUCUGCCCUGAGGCUGGAGCCAGCCAAUAAGAAGGCCUUCUACAGACGGGCCAUGGCCAAUAAAGGCCUCAAGGACUACCUGGCGUGCAGCUCUGACCUACAGGAGGUGCUACAGCAGGAUCCCAAUGUAGCGGAGGCUGAGAAGGAGCUGGAGGAGGUCACUCUGCUGCUCAGACAGAGUCUGGCCCGGGAUCACCUAGCAACCCCAGGAGGACU